UUUGGUUAAAAAAUGAUACAAACAAUCAUUUUGAAAAUGCAUUACCAAUAGUUGAAAAGAAGCAUGAUUGUGUUUAAAUCGGUAGCAAAAGGAAAAAUGACAGAAAUUUGAUUUCUAUCAAUAUUAGUGGUCGAAAAGAACUGGUUUGGCUUAUUAUUUUUCUAUCAAAUGACCGGUAAUAAUGAUGGGAAGUUACCUUUUGAUGCUAUUUUAAUCAGCAAUAUUGAGGUCAAUGAUGAGCCUGAAUCUACUUUUAACUUUAAUUUUUCUUGAAUCUUCAUUCAUAUACUAAAUUUUUAAGAGUUAAACGUUGACAAUUUGUUUUAAAAUCUGAUUUUCAUUGUUUACUGUGUUUUCAUCAUGAAUCAAACGAGUCCAGAGAAAAUAAGUGAAACGAUUGAACACCUUCGACGAGUAUUUCGCUCUGGUAGGACAAAAAAUGUAAAUUAUCGACGUAAACAAUUGGAAGGAAUCAAGAGAAUGGUUGAGGAAAAUGAAUCUUUAUUCGUUGAAUCUCUUCACAAGGAUUUGAAAAAGCCUAAAUUUGAAGCGAUUAUGAUUGAGACGGAUUAUAUUUUGAAUAAUGUCCGAGAAAUGUUGUACAAUUUGAAUUCCUAUGUAAAGCCAACCAAAGUGGCCAAAGAUUUGGUUCUAGCUUUCGAUGAUGCUUUUAUCCAACCAGAACCUUAUGGACUUGUUUUAAUCAUUGGAACCUGGAAUUAUCCUUUGAUUGUUUGUUUAAGUCCAUUGAUUGGUGCAAUUGCAGCCGGUAAUGUUGCCAUAGUUAAACCGUCAGAGAUCGCUCCCAAUGCAGCUGAUUUGUUUGAAAAAUUGUUACCACAAUACGUAGACAAGGACUGUUAUCGUGUGAUUAAUGGCGAUGCUACUGUUAACCAGCAUUUAUUGAAAGAAAAAUUUGAUUACAUAUUUUUCACUGGAAGUCAACCCAUUGGUCGCAAAGUUUAUGCAUCAGCUGUCGAUAAUUUUACACCAGUUACAUUGGAAUUGGGUGGAAAAAGUCCAGUUUAUAUCGAUGAUUCAGUUAUUGAUCAAGACUUUUGUUAUAAAAGGCUGUUGUGGGCUAAAUUUAUCAAUGCUGGUCAAACGUGUGUGGCUCCUGAUUAUGUUUUAUGCUCAGAUAAAGUCGCUCAGCGUUUCAUUCGGUCUGCCAAACUCAUCUUGAAACAAUUUUACGGAAAUGAUGUGCAAAAGUCUAAGGAUUUAACCCGGAUAAUUAAUGACAAUCAUUUCAAUCGAUUGGUUAAUUUACUUGAAUCCUCGAGUGGUGAAAUUGUAAUUGGUGGAUCAUCCGAUAAAAAUGACCGUUUCAUUGAGCCAACUAUCUUACUCAAUUGUUCAAUUGAUGACCCCUUGAUGAAAGAAGAAAUAUUUGGGCCUAUUUUACCUAUUGUAAUCGUCUCCAAUGUUGAUGAGGCUAUCCAAUUGAUUAACAGGAAAAGCAAACCUUUGACACUUUAUGUCUUCUCUCAGAAUCAAAGUGUGAUUGACAAAAUAUCACUGGAAACUUCAAGUGGGUCCAUUUGUGCGAACGAUGCUCUAAUUCACCUCAGUGUUGAUGCCUUGCCUUUUGGUGGUGUUGGAGACAGUGGGUUCGGUGUGUAUCAUGGUAAAUCAACUUUCGAUACAUUCUCUCAUUACAAAUCAGUCCUGAUUCGAGGUUACAAUCCAUUACUUGAAUGGGUUUCCAGUAAACGUUAUCCACCUUAUACUGAAUCAAAUUUAAAGCGACUACUUCGGGUGAUCAAGAAACGGCAUCUCAUGCCAGCUGAUUCAGAUUGGACGGUACUUUUCAUCUUUCUUCUUGGUGCUUUGAGCUUCUACUUUUUGAACAAUUUAACCCAGUAUUUGGCUGCUAAAUAAACUUCAUCAAUUGUUUAAAAAUUUUAGUUUAAUAAACUAAAUUACAUUCUCUUCAUUAAGAUAUCUGUUUAAAUAAGUUAGCCAAUUAACAAUUCGAGUCAUUGAUGAUAAUUCAAAUGUUUGCCCUGUGCUAAUGUAAACAGGUGUUUCAACAAAUAAGGUAUUGUUAGAAAGUAAAGCUAAUUAGUUCUUGGAUUGUGAAAUACUUUAAUUAUCAAUUAAGCAAUUGAUUUAUUCCGUGAAUUUAACUCAUAAAAGUUACAACAUCAAUCAGAUUCUAGUUUAAUGCAAACUAUUCACGUAACGUAAAUUGCAUUAAGUUAAUAUAUGAUAAUAUUGAUUAAAACCAAUAGAUGGCCUUAAUAACCGAUGUGAAGAGUCACUUUGUUUAUCUCAUUUUUGAUUAACUUAAAUGUAAUUAAAAUCAACUAGUUUUGCUUUGUUUAUGAUUUGGAGCACAUUUUGAUAUUCCUUGAACUUAUAAUUUCAUCAUGUAGACUUGGAUAUAUCGGCUGAAACUAUGCUGAAAACUUCUGAGCAAAAUCUGCAUUUUGUGACUAAAGAUCCGGCAUUCAAGGCAAAAGUUGAAUAUUGAAAACUCAAUAAGCUGGAAGCUAUGAAACAAAAAUAAUUUGGAAACAAUUAAGAACUUGGAAUUAUUUCUCCAAUCACAAGGAAAGUAGACUAUUCAUUACCCAUAAGAUUCAUGCAUCUUUGAUAUAAUUUUAGGGAACCGGCUCUUUUCCAUCACCUUUUCAAUCUCUUUUUUUGUUUGUGUUUGUGUCUCUUCUCUUGUUCACCACUCAAAUCUAACACAUUCACUAUCCAUCAUUUUCAUAUCUAUCAUAUCCGAAAAGUCUUCAACAACUUGGUGGAUUUGGGUGAUGAAAAAUCUUGACAAAUUGAAUACAAAUAUGGUGUAUUAAAGUGUUAGUGAUUUUCAAGAAUAUUAGAGUUAAGUUUCAACUCUCUUCGACUUUAACGUUGUAGAGAUUUAGUCUGUACAGCUCAAUUUUUUUACUGUUAUCUCUAAUAUUGUAAUUUAACACUUAAUUAUCAAUUAAAUCUCCUUCUUGUACACUUUCAACCCAUUUUUGUUCAAAUUAAGACAACUUAGAUAAGGCCGGUUAUACCGUUUCCGGGAUACACUUGAAUGUAUCUGUUAGGAUUUGCUCCUUUUAUCGAGUAUUUUCCGUUAAAAUAUCGGUAUCUUCAAUCCUGCAAUGUAAAGAAAAAUAAAAGUAAAUUGAAGCUUGUCAAAAAUCUCAUCUGGUAGUGUUUUGAAUAUUGUUUGAUUUGAUGAACAUUUAUUAUUGUUGUCAAUUGAAAUAAUUAAAAUCUAUAGUUAGUUGAAUCCAACUCUUGCCACAGCAAUCUAUCUAGCAUUUUAUAUUUUAUAACACACGUCGCAAUCUAGACUUACAAUCAAAAUGAUCACGGAUGUUCAAUUAUCAUUUUUCGCCAACAUUCUUGGAAUCUGUCUCUUCUUAUUAGUCAUUAUGUACCAUUAUGUGAGCGUAAUGGCCAUUAACCAGAAAUAACAUUGUCAAACUAUAGAUCAGGUGAAACUUAAUGUCUAACCCGAUUCAAUAGGGAUAUCUUUUUCAUACCAAAAUGGGCAAAUAAACUGCAAAUAUUUUUUAACUUAAA
Molecule: messenger RNA, 3531 nt
Organism: Tetranychus urticae (two-spotted spider mite)
Lineage: Eukaryota; Metazoa; Arthropoda; Arachnida; Trombidiformes; Tetranychidae
Source: RefSeq, a predicted model, not a curated record